UAAGUCUUAUUAUGAAGUGAUAUGUAAGUUGAUUGAAAUCUACCCUUUGUUGGAGAAUUAAGCCUAUAAAAUGGGAUAUAUCAUGUAUGUACACACAUGCUUAUGAACAUGUCUGCCUUUGUUUAUUUCCUCUCCUUAAUCCUAUCUCUCUGCCUUCUCAUUUCGCCGUCGAUUUGUCAAGAAUCCUCAUCUCCUUCCCCUGCUCCAGCUCCUUUCCCUUCUAGAUCUUUCCCGCCUUCAAUAUUCCUCUAUGUCAAUCAAGGUGACUUUGAAGAUAUCACUGGUGAAUUCGACACCUCUUUCCGACGUGUAACUAUAGACAGUCCAAGGUUCUCAUUAUACUUUCACACUAAUGACCAGAAAUCUUUUACCCUUGGUAUAGGCAUGGGGUUCUCACCUAAAUGGGUUUGGGCCGCAAACCGGAAUGCUCCGGUUGGCGAAGGGGCUGCUCUUUACCUUGGAAAAGAUGGCAAUCUUGUACUAGUCGAUUUUGAUGACCGCGUUAUUUGGCAAACCAACACGGCCAACAAGGGUGUGGUAGGAUUGAAGAUGCUUGAAAACGGCAACAUGGUAUUAUACGAUGCUAAAAACAACUUUAUCUGGCAAAGUUUUGAUUACCCCUCGGAUACACUAUUAACCGGCCAGUCUCUUAAGGUUGGGCUAACUACUAAGCUUGUAAGUCGUGCAUCGCCUACGAGUGAUCUUGAAGGGAACUACACCCUAGAGAUGAGACCCAACAAUGUGUCCUUGUACUAUAAGAGUCCAAAAACUCCAGCACCAUUUCCUUACUAUAGAAUUGAUCAAAUUUUUGGGACAACACCUUCUAAAGAAUUCAGUUAUAUUGUAGGGGUUAUAAACUUUGCUUCACAUUUUACAUUCCAAGCCCUACAAUACAUAACCACAGAUUGGCUAUCUAGUUCAAAUCAGCUGUUAGCCGAAACGUGGUACAAUAGCACAUACUCCUUCCUUCGACUAGACAUCGAUGGUAAACUACGUACCUAUAGUUUUGAUCCUCUGAAUAGGGAUAUAUGGACAGUGGAGUUCACUCUUUUCGAGGGUGAACCAUUGCCGGGUGAUCAAUUAGGAGCAACUGAAUGUCAGGUGCCUGAAAAAUGUGGCGAUUUUGGUGUUUGUUACAAAAACCAGUGUGUGGCUUGCCCUUCCCCUAGAGGACUCUUGGGUUGGAACGAAAAGUGUGCACAACCAAAGUUGGAAUGCAAUGGUGGGGAGAUCAAUGCCAAGUACUACAAGGUUGUAGGCGUUCGACAUUUCAGUAGCCUGUACACAGAAGGUGAGGGGAUAACGCAAAGGAAAUGUAAGUCUAAGUGUAGCGAAGACUGCAAGUGUGCGGGCUUUUUCUACGAUGAGGAGAAGUUAAAGUGCUGGAUUGUUAAUGAUCUCAAGACUUUGACACAGUCUGAUAAUCCUAAGCAGUUUGGUUACAUCAAAGUGUCUAACUACUGAUAAAAUUAGGCUAAUAAGAUUUGAAACAGGAUAUGAAAUACUACCUCCGUUUUUUAUUAUGUGCAACUUUGGAAUAUUUUAUGUCUCACAAAUAUUCCUCAAAGUUGCACAUAAAAAAAAACGGAGGUAGUAUACUAAUGGCUCGAGUACACAUCCUAUUGUAUGAAAUAAGACAAAUACUUACUUUUUAAGAAACUUCUCAUUGGGUUUUUUCCCUGUAUUUUUAAAUAAAUAUGAUAUGAAAAAACAUGAUGUAACUGCACUUGCAGUCUUGCACAUUUAGUUUA
This is a messenger RNA of Chenopodium quinoa (quinoa), 1751 nucleotides long. RefSeq names its product EP1-like glycoprotein 3. The coding region runs from base 97 to 1464 and encodes 455 amino acids. The transcript has a single exon. The record is from RefSeq and is a predicted model, not a curated record. Lineage: Eukaryota; Viridiplantae; Streptophyta; Magnoliopsida; Caryophyllales; Amaranthaceae.